Molecule: messenger RNA, 2340 nt
Organism: Lodderomyces beijingensis
Lineage: Eukaryota; Fungi; Ascomycota; Pichiomycetes; Serinales; Debaryomycetaceae
Source: the annotation of a GenBank genome assembly
AUGUCGUCGUCAGCUGUCAAUAACAACGACUCUUCAAUUACUCCCAGUCCUGUAUCUCCGGUAUCGGUUAAAACGCGGAACAAAGCCGCCAAUGGCAAGCAGGAUAAGCAUUCGGAUUCGUUUGAAUCGGACGACGACGACGAGCACUCGCCAAACGGAUCAGAUAGCGCCAACAAGAAAGCCAAGAUCACCAGGCGAUCGGUCGCUUGCAAAAGCUGUCACUCCUUGAAAGUCAAAUGCACACCUUCAGAUGCGAAAGAUCCAAGUGCCCCGUGCGUGAGGUGCUUGAGUGCCAAUAGGAAAUGCGAAAUAGACUUGAACCAGACGAGGAAAAGAAGAAAAAAGGCAGAAAUAUUGGAGGCUCGCAAGAAAGAAGCGGAAAGGAUCAAAGAGGAGUCGUCGCCAACUCCGGUGGCUGCGCCUUCGCCCUUGUCGAUGCCGACUUUUCGAAACCCAACUAUGCCGUCGGUGCCAAGUAACUUGAACCCGGCAAGUUUCAGUCCACCGCCUUAUAUACACCCACAGUUGCCCUCGCCCGUGUUUGAAAGCAACAAGGACCAAGAAAUCGUGCAGUUGAAGCAGAGAGUACGAGCAUUGGAGCAGCAGCUAUCACGAGGACGCAUGUCGGGUUCGCAACAAUUUGGAUCAGAGUCGAGCAUGGACUCGCCGCCGUUCAUUUCAAAGCAGGAUUUGGAACAGGAAAUUGGCAUUUUGGCCGAGUCCUCUUCAAAAUUGACAUAUUUGACGCAGGAGCUCAACUCCUUGGCAGACAAGCGCGCCCGGUUGUUGCGAAACACAGUGCUUCCAGAUCUGGUAUCCAAGGGACUCUUGUCGCUAGGUGAGGCCGAGCACCGGUUGAAGCUAUAUAGGGAACGCAUUUUCGCGUUCCUUCCCUUGGUUGAAAUUCCAGCUGACCUCAAUGCUGACCAGUUGCGGAUGCAACAGCCGUUCUUGUUCAAUGCCGUGAUGUCUGCAAGCAACACCGUGAACCCCACAUCUGUUCCCUCGGACCAAGCGCUCGCCUUGGAUAACGAAGCCAUCAGAUCCGUGUGCGACGAGGUCAUGGUGGUGGGCACAAAGUCUGUCGAGUUGAUCAAAAGCAUCUUAGUGCUAAGCUUGUACUACAACUCGCCAGAAAUGUUUCGCCAGAGAAGGUACCAUCUAUUAAACACCGUUUGCGUGUCGUUGUUGCACGACUUGGGCAUCGUUGCCAGGCCCAUGUACUCAUUCACCGAUGGCGCAGUUAAGCAGGAUUUGGAGCAAAAGACAAACGAAGAAUACCGGUCGUUGGUGUUGAUCAUCUACUUCAACACAGUGAGCAUAUGUCUCAUUUUGCGGAGGUCAAUAUACAUCAAGUGGACCUCGUACGUGGAAGAAUGCUGCGCCAUGCUUGAAAACUCGCAGUUUGAAAAAUACAGAAAGUUGGCGCUCUUUGCGAGAAUCAACGCCGCGCUAGAGAAGAUACACCACAUCAUACACUCGUCCGACAUGGAUGACAGGCGCACGUCGACCUCGCUGUACAUCAUUGCCGAGUUGCACCAUACUUUGACAGAGUUGCGCAAACGCAUCAAGGACGACGACCACGCGUUUCUGUCCUAUUACUACUCGGUCGAAGCCUACCUCCACGAGCCAAACUUGAACCAUAUUUUCAACCAGGAGAGCACCAAGCUCAGUGCUAGAUCAGUCAAGGCCAUUUCCUGCUGCACAAAAUUCUGCCUUGCUGCCCUCAACGAAUACACAAAGCUAUCCUUGGACCAAGUUGCCCAGAUGCCCUUGGCAUUUGGCUCUCGAGUGAUGUACACGGGAGGAAUGCUAUUGCGGUUGAGGUACCUUGUGAUGUCGUUACCUUCACAUAUAGACAAGGAAAUGGUACCACGAGACGCGGUUGUCACCAUUCAACGUGUCGUGCGGUUAGUCGAGCAAGCUCACGUUCAACACCCGGACAACCACCUACUCAAAAAGACGCGUUUGGUCAUGCAACUAUUCACUCAAACAUACGCCACCCAGAUCGAAGAGCUUCUUUACAAAAACAACGAGACCCCGCAAAACCUCAAACCGGUCAACAUGGAAAAGCCGUUGGACCUCUUAUCCUUCGCUGCAUAUCAACAAUCUAACCACCCGCCCAAGACACCACAAGAGGAACAGGCUUUUAAAGAUCUCAGGCCACCAAAAGAGGAGCAGUUCUUUAGAGAAACAAGACUACCGCUGAUAUCAUUGGAGUCCCAGAACAUGUAUAACACGAUUAAUGACGAAUUCUGGAGUAAUCUAAUCAGCACUGAUGCCGACCAAAUAAACUUCAUCAGCACGAAUGAAGUAAAUGACGAGAUUUUUUUCAACUAA